AUGGGCUACGACGAGGGUACUCCUCUCGAGGCCACCUACAAGCCCAUGCGACCCCCAUGGAUUGGAUUGUGGAGUAGUCGCGAAUACAAGGGUCGACCUGAUUGGUGGAAGGAAGCCGGCGUUCAAGACGACUUCGUUCGCAGGGGAAAGUGGCGCCAGAUAUGCCAUCGCUAUAAAGAAGAAGAUCCAGAGUAUUACGAUCCCAAGGUCCCUGAUGGAACUUCUAUUGCCGGUCCUCUUGGCCUCGAUUCAAAGUAUUAUCCCAACAUCACCCUCAAGGGCGACCAACCAGGAAAACUAGGAGAUUUUCAAGAUAAGGUAUAUAAAAGCUCCGCGCAAUAUAAGGCCAUCGCUGAAAAGUUCGACUUAAGCGAGGAACAUCCGGGAAUGGCCGUGAAUCCGUCUUUCAUGGAGCUGAUGAAUUUUCCAAAAUGGCGUCUCGGCCGCUCAGGGAUGACUACUAAUUCCUGGUACCAUUUUGGACCGCGGUUCUUUGACAAACCUCUGAAUGAGGCUGCUCACGAGAAGGGGUUGGCCAUGGCAAAAUAUACUGCCCUACUGAUGUUACCGUGGACAAUGGCUGAAAUCAAAGCAACUGGUUCGGUGCCGUUCGAAAAGUUUAGGCCAAAGACUUUCUUCAAGCGCUACUUCCAGCUGGCAACAAAGCCAACGAUUGUGGCUUUCGCCUGGGGAUUUACUCUUUCUGCAGCUGCAACAAUCCGCAACAAGGAUGACGUCAAAAACCACUGGUUCGCAAGUGCUGCUUUAGGAGCUACGCUCGCCUCCAUGAUGAAAGACAACAUUCCCCUCGGAAUCUCCUUUGGAGUGCUAUCAUUGGUGUUCGGCACAUUCUGGCACUAUGCUCGAGUGUCUGAGACUUCAGUAUAUAGCAAGGUUACGCAUUCUGGCAGUGGAGGACAUUUUGGCGGACCAAUCAUUUGGAAGGGAUUCCAAUGGGGUGACGCAAAAGUACCUGACACGAGAUAUUAG
Messenger RNA from Haemonchus placei, 990 nucleotides. Lineage: Eukaryota; Metazoa; Nematoda; Chromadorea; Rhabditida; Trichostrongylidae. The record is from the annotation of a GenBank genome assembly.